AUCCAGGUGGAGGGCAAGAGCAUCAACUUCAUUAAGCACAACGCCUGCAACGCCAAGCGGGCCCCACUGCGGCGCUCCCACUCCCUGCAGACACUGGCUGAGCUGCUGGAAAAGAAGCACCGGGAGCAGGAGGAGUACAACACCAAGCAAAAGGGCCGUGUCCCUCAGUACCUGCUGGAGAGGAAGGAGCUGUGGCGCAGAGAGAUGGAGGAGCGGCUGCGAAACCUGCCAGAUCCUGACAUGCCACCUGGUCAUACCAUGAUGCCAGACAGCCAGCGGCUGGAGACUCUCAACAAUCUGAAGCAGAGCCAAGAGCAGCUGACAAAGCACCUGGUGAUGCUGCCAGUGCGCGCAGACACCCUCAGCAUGCAGAAGAGGCGGGUAGAGCUGGAGAGGAAGCUCUCCCAGAUAGAGGAGGCCAUCAAAAUUUUCUCAAGACCCAAGGUCUUCAUCAAGCUGGACUCCUGA
This is a messenger RNA of Cariama cristata (Red-legged seriema), 468 nucleotides long. It is a transcript of the gene ENKD1, whose product is annotated as enkurin domain containing 1. The record is from RefSeq and is a predicted model, not a curated record. Gene Ontology annotation, cellular component: cytoplasmic microtubule. The transcript is spliced from 3 exons. NCBI's taxonomy places the organism in Eukaryota, Metazoa, Chordata, Aves, Cariamiformes, Cariamidae. The annotation marks the transcript as partial.